GCUCUUAAACAUGUGAUCAUACCCUGAACGCACUUGCUUCAAAUACAGCAGUCCCCUACUCUCCAUCCCCCUCUCACUUGCACAUAUACACCUCUAUAAUACACAAGCACUUGUGAAUUGUGAUCUCCCAACUGCGCCUCACAAUUCACCGCAGAUAUCCUAGCUCCUUGCAGCUCAUCGUCAUGGGAAAUUGCCUCGUGAUUCAAGGCAGGGAGGAGAUCAAGAUCGUGAGAGUGGACGGCGGCAAGGUCCUCAAGAUGCCAUCCCCCAGCUUGAGGCAUGCCCAGGAAUCCCUCGCCGAGACGUCGUCGUCCCUGCCGGGCCACGGCAUCUCCGGCGUGCUUCCGGUGAAGGCGCAGGCGGCUGUCGUCGGCCCGGCGGGCGCCGUCAGGGUGAAGCUGGUGAUCAGCAAGCAGGAGCUCAAGAAGAUGCUCGACAGGGAAGGCGUGUCACUGGACGACAUGGUGUCUCUCAUGCGCAAAGAGGCAAUUGAUCGUCAGAGCGAUCAGGAGUGUUGCGGAGGAUGGCAGCCUGCGCUGGAGAGCAUACCAGAGGGCAGUAGUCUCUAGCAGCCGAGAUCGUUCAGAUAUCUAGUGUCACUCUGUCAAUGCUCGUGCUUACAAGUUGCAAGAUAAUUUUGGAAUAAGUGUAAGCAUAGCAUAUAUAUACUAGUUAGCAUAUAUACAUGCGAAUAUAUAGAGAUCGAUAUGGUGUAGGAGUUUUGAGAUAAGGAUUCUCUUUAUCUUUUUUUGCUGCUGACAUGCUCGUAAAGAAGGGGUAAAGAUGAUCCUGGAAAUCAAACAGGUUGUUACAAAUAUAUGCAGCAUGUGCUGUCUCAUCGGUCAGCACCAAGCUAGCUUUACCUCUAUCAUCAGCAACCUCAAAAGGGCAUUGGUUGGAAAUACUUUUGUUAUGCGUCUGAUCUUUGUUAAUCGCCACCUUUCUGCUUAUCUUACUCUGGUUUAUUACCAUGGACAGUUAGAAAAU
Molecule: messenger RNA, 987 nt
Organism: Phragmites australis (common reed)
Lineage: Eukaryota; Viridiplantae; Streptophyta; Magnoliopsida; Poales; Poaceae
Exons: 1
Coding region: 183-569 (128 amino acids)
Source: RefSeq, a predicted model, not a curated record